AUGCUCUCCUCCGUGCAGAAGGCGCUGCGCAACCUCCUCGUCGGCGACGGCGAGGUCGUCCCCGCAUUUUUUUCCCGCUGCAGCAGGCACCCAAGCCAGACGCUCGCGCGCCGCACUGGUAUGAUCACUCGUCUGCUUGGCGAGCUGGGCGGCGACCUUGUUGCGGAGGAGAGCUGCCUUGUCUGCUUGGAGCCCGUAAGCUCGUCCGCGUGCGUGCGAUGCUCGGCGCCGCCGCACCACGUGCUGUGCGACAGCUGCUUCCUGAGCCAUGUGGACUCCGUCCCCGAGCCGCGCAUCCGGGCGUGCCGCGGCCGGGUCCCGUGCCCUGGCGACGGCUGGCACGACUCGCACUUUGGGCCCUCCGAGAUCGCCAGCGUCGCCUUGAGGUAUGGCUGCCGCGCGAUGCGCUGCGGCGUCUGCGGCUUCUACUACUGCUGGCUCUGCUUCCACAAGGAGCUGACGAACCAGGCCAUCCACAGGCACGUGCGGGACGCGCACGGCGACCUGUUCGUCGCCCAGCGCGCAGUCGACCUCGCCCACGGCGCGUGGAGGCGGUCGGUGGUCUCGGACUUCAUGCGCGGCAUCGAGGACGCGGCGCUCCGCGACGCCGUCCUCUCCCUCACCCGCUCCAACCUCGCCGCCCUCGACGCCAGCCUGCCCCGCCAUGGCUGGUGA
Messenger RNA from Emiliania huxleyi CCMP1516, 675 nucleotides. RefSeq lists its product as hypothetical. The record is from RefSeq and is a predicted model, not a curated record. NCBI's taxonomy places the organism in Eukaryota, Haptophyta, Isochrysidales, Noelaerhabdaceae. The transcript is spliced from 4 exons. Bases 1 to 675 code for a protein of 224 amino acids.